GUGGAGUCGUGUACACGGAAAGGGGGUGUGUGAGGAUAGUGGCAGCGUUUCAUGCAGCUCCAGUGGACACCUAAAGCGGGACUCACUGGUGUGUGUGUAAGGAGGGCUAACACACACACACACACACACACUCACACACUUAACAUUUGGACACAACAUGGCGAUGAGGCGCCGAGAGACACGACGACUCUUCCCCGACUAACACAACCACGUUAUGUUUAUUGGUGGGGAAGGCGCGCGACAGGGAAAUACGUGAAAUAACUAAUUAAACCUGAAGAGAUUUUUUUUUUCCCGAAUUCCAUUAUAUGCAUGUAGCUGUAGCGGUCAUAUAAAGCACACACUGCUUUACCCCCGCUGCUGGAAAUCAAACGCUCUACAUGGCGGUGGAGAAUAUCUGGUUCUUCUGUCUACUUUCUCUGGGUUACUGUGGAUUAUCCGUGCAAGAGAAGCCCGUAUCCGUGGAGCUGAGCUGUGGUGCUGGUCCUGUCCAUGUGGUUCUGGAGCCUGAUCACCCUCUGCUGCUGGAAUGCCACCUGGGGGCCAGUGAGCCCCCCCUCAACGUGACCUGGCUGCGGGAUGGGGUGCUUCUCUCAGAAAGCCAGACCAUCCGGCCUUUGAUCAACGGGUCUCUACUCAUCUUGCCCUCUUCCACGGAUGGCCAGGCUCCAGCGGGUGUGGAGGGCGGCUACAGUUGCCUAAGUACCAGCUCGACGGGAGCGCUGACCAGCCGGGCUCUCACCCUGCAUCUCGCCAACUUGUCCCGUUUUCUUCAGGAUCCUGAACCUCAGGUUGUGCCAGAAGGUGGCACUGCCCGGUUUGAGUGCUAUGUAGACGGCUUGCCCACCCCAAGUAUCACCUGGGAGAAGGACCAGGAACCCCUCCCUGCACCCACAGAACCUCUAGAACCAUCCAGGUACAUAUCUCUUCCUAAUGGGGUGCUGCAGAUUUUAGGGGUUACUAAAGAAGAUGAAGGCUUGUACCGCUGCUUGGCCUUCAACUCUGCCCGCAAACGCUUCAGCCAAGAUGCUCCCCUCACAGUUAGCCCAGGUGUGUCCCAGGAGAGUGAGGUGGUGAUUGUGGCUCCACCACGGAACUCUACAGUGGUCAUGGGUCGUCCGGCUGUGAUGGAGUGCAUGGCUCAGGGUGAACCCAAACCUUUCGUAUCAUGGAGCAGACAGGAUGGGAAGCCUAUAGCUACAGAUGUGGUUGUCUUGGCAACUAACCUAGUGAUUCCUGACACCCGCAGUCACCAUGCUGGAGUGUAUGUGUGUCGUGCCAACAAACCCAAGACCAGAGAUUUCGUCUCAUCUCCUGCUGAACUUCGAGUACUGGCUCCACCAGUCAUCCUCCAGCCCCCAGAGGCGGUGUCCCUGUCCCGGGGGAAUACAGCUCGGUUUGUGUGUAAUAGUUCGGGUGACCCUCCCCCUGCUCUGCGCUGGCUGAAGAAUGGUGAACCGGUCCAGUCUAAUGCCCGGGUUAAGACUCAGAACCCUGGAGUUCUGCUCAUCAACCAGCUGCGGCUGGACGAUGCAGGAUACUACCAGUGUAUUGCUGCCAACAGCCUGGGCACCGCCUGUGCCACUGCCAAGCUGUCUGUCAUCGUGAGGGAGGGGCUGCCUAGCCCUCCCCGUCAUGUGUUGGCCAUACCCCACUCUAGCACUUCUGCCCUGCUCACCUGGGACCCACCUGAACAUAACAGUGACCAGAUCAUUGGGUUUUCAGUACACUACCAACGCACGGCAGGCUCAGACAACAUGGAGUAUCAGUUUGCAGUGAAUAAUGACACAACAGAGCUGCACGUAAAGGAGCUGCUCCCUCACACAACCUACACUUUCUAUGUAGUGGCCUACUCGCUCAUUGGGGCCAGCCGCCCGUCACUGCCCGUUACCGUGGAGAUGCUAGAGGAUGUUCCCAGUGCUUCUCCACAGCUGUCCCUGCUGAGUACAUCUCCCACUGACAUGAGAGUCAUGUGGCUUCCUCUGUCCUCACAGCUGAGCCGAGGAGCCAUCACACGCUACCGCAUUGACUACAGAGCGCUGGAGCAGGUGGAUCACAUAUACUCUGUGGAAUUGGGUGGGAAUGAGACACAGGUGACUUUAAAGGAUCUGAAACCAAAUCAAACAUACCAGAUCCGGAUUGCGGCGGGAACACGAGCUGGGUUUAGUCAGUCGUCUGAGUGGGCCUCGCACCACACACCAAACCUUACUCAGGUGCUCUUUGCUCCCACUGAGCUCAAAGUGAGAGCCAAAAUGCAUUCCCUCCAUGUCACAUGGCAGCCACCGCCCAAUCACACUCAAAUCAUCGGCUACAAGCUUUCCUGGAGGGAACUGGAUGGAGAGGAGCUGGCCAAUGAGGAGAAGCCUAUGAUCAACGAGAGGAUUCAGCAGAUCAAACUGAGGAAGAGAGUUAAACACCAUGAGGUCACAGGACUUGCUCCUGAUCAGCUGUACGAGGUGAAGGUUUGGGCCUUUAAUAAACAGACUGAGGGAUAUCCUGCUGUCUGGAAGGGCAGAACAGAGAAGCUCACACGAGUGCGGACAACAGACUCUCUCCCACCAUUGCCACCCAUCAGUGUUAGAGCUCGUGCAAACAGUUCCACUUCUAUCUGGCUCCACUGGGAGAAACCGCACUUUAGCAAUGUGCGAAUCAUCAACUACACUAUACGCUGCAGCCCUGCAGGAAUACGCAAUGCAUCGCUGGUCUCAUACUAUACCAGCUCUUCUCAGGAGAUUUUACUGGAAUCACUGAAGCCCUUCACAAGCUAUGAAAUCGCUGUGCAGUCUAACGGAGCUGAAAUGAGUGGCCCUUUCAGCAGCACAGUGGAAGAGUCCACACUUCCAGACAGACCCUCCUCUCCUCCUCUGGACAUGCAGUUGAGUGCACUGGACUCAUACUCUGUUCUUGUGAGCUGGCGCCCUCCACUGGAGCCAAAUGGUGUCAUUUUGACCUACUGGAUCCUCUACACCGGCAACAUCAGCCAUCCAGAUCACCUGUGGAUAAAACUCACACAUGACGGUUCUGUUACCAGUGCAGAGGUCCAAGGCCUGACGAGUGGGAUGCGUUAUUAUUUCAAGAUGGGGGCCUGCACUGAAGUUGGGGUGGGACCAUAUUCACCUGUGAAGGAUGUCUUUACUCCUCCAAAGAAAUAUGAGCUGGAUAUCCAUGCUGUGACUGGUAUCAUAGUUGGAGUGUGUGUUGGUCUGCUCUGCAUCCUGCUCUGCAUGUGUGUCAGUUUCCGCAAUGGAAAAACAUGGGAUGUGUCUGGUGGACUUGACUCGAGUUCUUUGAGUCCUCAGUACAGGAAGGAUGCCCGUCCAGUGCCUGCUACUGCGCCUGAUUGCACUGACUGCCAUGAGUUAGAAACCCUCAUGCCCUCAAAUACACAAGACCCCAACAAGCCCCUCACAGACCUCACUGAGCAGCAGAGUCUCAUGGGUAAUAUAGAAGGGGCUGACGAUGGCCUUGCAGAAUCCAAGCCAGCCUGGAAUGGAUCCGUUAGUCGGAACUGGGCCAAUAGGAUCACCAGAUACAGAGAUACUAUAACUGAGGAUUCUUCUGCUCUCAUCAAUGGAUCUCUUGAGGGACCACCAUCAGAGAACAAUAAGAGUGGGCAUGUGGAGACGCUGUAUUCCCUCAGCAAGAACCAGGUGGAGGCUGAAGUCAUUGUACAUUCACAGCUGUCUAACACGACGGUUGACCAGGGUCCACAAAGUGACAUGGAGCUCUCUUUGGAGACUCCAUUUUCCAAGCACCCUUCUCCUGGAAAGAAGGCAACUCCAUCAAACCCACAUCCAACUUAUGCUCACAGCGAGAACAGCCAUGAAACUCGAUCUCCAUCUCCAACCCCCAGUACUCACAUCGCAGAAGUACUGUCCAAUCACAAUGGACCAUUUGAAAGUGGACUAAGCCAGCCGACAGUGGGCAGUGCCAAAAACCAAGGUGUGGGGCUUACUAAUGGCUUCCACUCAUCCAAACCCCUUUGCUCAAAGGCAGAGACCCUGGAGAAUGGGGUCCACAGGUUGUGCCCUGCAGGAAAGGUUCUGCACUCACCAGGUCUCCCUGCUUCCCCCUCAUCCCUUGCCAGCUCUGGCCUUGUCCACUCUACCUCAGGGGUGCAUAACUAUGUGUACCCCUAAGCUGGAAGGAAGAGAAGCGUAAUAAAUGGUGUUCCUAAAGUUCUGGGACAGAGGAGACCUACGAGUGGCACCUUCCUGCCGGAGAAGUUGAUAUUUUCUCAUAGCCACGCACGCCUCUUCUCUUGGCUGUUUUAUUGCAAAAUUUUGGUUCCAUUAUUUUAUAUGUAUGUACACAUAGAAUAUUUUUUUUAGCACUAGUCUCCAUGGAAAUGCAUUUUAGGGCAUAUCAGUGGCACACUUUAACCCCUCUUUGUGUGCAUGUACGGCAUGUGCUGAAGUGAAGUGGUUUAUGUGUUUACAUGCACACGUGUCAGAGGGUUCUUACUCUGAGGGGAAGUCGAAGGACCCUGAAAUCAGCCCUGCAUAUGGAAACCGAACUCAUUCACUGGACGAACGUCACGAGAUCAGUGCCAAUGGGUGAAGAUCUUGUCAGAGAAGAUAACCCUGCCACAAAUACCACCUCCUGCUGUCUCAGGGUCACCACACAUAAACACACACACACACACACACACACACACACACACACACACACACACACAGAUCUGUGCUUAAAAUGGCUGUACCAGAAAAUUAGCACCAUUUUUCAGUUCUACAUCUAUUCCGGUUUAAAGGGAUUGUUCACCCUUAAAUGAACAUUUUGUCAUUUACUCUUGCUCGUGUUGCUCCAAACCUGUGCAUGGACAAAAAUGUUGUUUGUUUUCUGCAGAAGUAAGAAAACCAUACAGGUGUGGAACAACUUGAGGGAGAGAAAAUGAUGACAGAAUUUUCGUUUCUGGGGUAAACUGUGUCCUUUACUUGAUCAGAUCAGAGGUACAUUUAUGCAUACAUACCAGAAUACAAUACAAAUAAAAACACACAUUCCCUGACUGGAGCGUAGUGUCUCAGGAGUCUCAAAUUCAAAGUGCAUUUGUAUAUGCACGAUUGCUGUAUCAAAUACCUAUAGACAAAAAUGAAGAAGAAAAGAAGGAACAAUACAAAGGAACACUAAGAGUCCAUGUACAUUUUCUAUCAUUUCAUGAGUGUACUCGUGAAGACACAUUGAUUCAUGCUCCAAGUUUUUCUCAGUCAACAGCACUACCUCAUUUCUUUACAGGAUUGUGUUUUUUUUCCUGUGUGAUUUUAUGAGUAUAGUAUAGGCGGAUUUGAAGCCGUCUGAUUCAUAGCCUUUGGAUUAUAGCAGAAUCUACUGCCCUUCUCACUCUGUCUGUAUUCUUGUGUAACGGUUACUGAAACUUUCACCUGUGUGCAAGCAUAUGGUCAUUUUCUUGUUAGUCCUUUGCUAUGAAAAAAAAGCUUGAUCAUCACAUCAGUUUUGCAAUAUACCCUUCAAAUGAAGGGGUAUAAACACAGUGGAAGGCAAACCGCAUGGUUUAAGAUCUACCUGUUGACAUGCCAGUCAUCUCUUUUUCUCAGGAACUUCUACGCAGGGAGUCCGAGAAGAACAUUUUCAGCCAAACUAGGAAAUGGCCUCCAUCUUUCAGAGGUCUUGUCAUGUACUUUAUUCUUUGUCCUCAUGCCAUGCAUCUGUCACCAUUUAGAGUUCAUCUGGAACUGUAAAUACAUUUUGCCAUCCAUGCAAAAUCAUGUUUUAUUACAGCUGAGAGCAGGAUCUGUAGAUGUUGCGCUUCGUUUUUAUGCAUUUUAGACGCUUAUUUAAAGUAGUUUCUUUUUUGUUAGCACUGUUAUAUUGGAAGAUGAACAUCAACAUACUCUCAAAAUCCUGCCGUCUUCAUGUUAUCACCAGGACUGCCCAUGAUGCCAACAACAACAACUCUCAGUUUAGUCGGUCUCAGUCAUUGCUACAGUUCAGCUGAUUAUCUUCGUGUAUUUCAGUAACUUCACCGAGUAGAGCUUUGGUGCUAGAGCAGGACUAGGUUACUUUUAAGAUGGUCUUUUGAACAUUCCAGUUUUUGUAUGCGCAGCAGGCCACACUCAGGGCUGAUCAUGCUGGAAAUGAAGAGGAUGAAUGUCUGAAUAACUCUGAAUAACUGCUUGUUUAAUAAUAGCAUUCAGUAAGCCACUCGCAUGUCGAACGGUCGUCAAACUUCUAGAUGUUUAGUGGCCAGUCAACAACUCAACAACAAUAAGUCUGUAACUUUAGACUCAAUGAUUUUAUUGAUAUUAUAACAUUUUUGUCUAAUACGCUUCACGCCAAAUUCUGUGUUAAAAGGAUCGUUAACCCAAAAAUGAAAAUUCUGUCAUUAUUGACUCAUCCUCAUGUCAUUCCAAACUUGUGUGACGUACUACUACUGAAAAAAGGAAGGUAUUCUAAAGGAAAUUUCCAGAGCAACAUCGGUCCCUAUUGUGUAGGCAAAAAACUUAAAUAUCUUCUUUUCUGUGAUAAAUGGUAGCAUAAUUAUUAGUUUUGGGUAAAAGAUCCCUUUAAAUGGCACAUAUUAAUUUCAAUUUUCAUAGACUGAUGUCAAGAAUAGUCUUAGCUUUGCUCCAGAGUCUUCUACAUCAGAUUAGUGUUUAGCACAUCCCACCUUCAGCAUUAGGAAUGUGUGGGGGAAAUAAACCUCUUGUUUUGUCUAAAAUGAAGGAAACUGUGGUUUUGCCAGGGUCAGCAGAUGUCUUGUCUUUCUCAGAUAUGCAUUUUAUUGUUCAGAAUCAGCCCUUCAGGAUAAGUUCAUAUUCAGAUACCUCAUUUGCUGCUUGUUCAUUUACUUAGUUAUAUCUUCAAAAUGGUACAAAUGUUUAAAGAUUUAGUUCUUCUGAUCAUCAUGUGUUUGGCAGCAGAGUUUUCUUAAACCAGAUGAGUCGAUUGUCUCAUUUUACCUCAUUUUGAAUCUUCGGGCUGGUUUUUGCUCCACUAUAUUAAGCAUGGAAUGGCUAUUUGUCUGGAUAAAUCUUUGGCAUAUUGCAGAGGAGAAUAGCAAAAUGCAUGAAAUGAGAGUUCAGAUGUCAAGCCAUACCUCUUAAAACAGACACAUGGUGGCAUAUGGACCAUUUUUAUACUGUGCUCAUAAUCAGUGCUUAUUGCUCAGGUGCCCUGUCUUUGCAUAAAAACUCUGGAGAGGUGCAACAGCUUACUCUGAUGUAAAGCAAGUGUGCACUGAAGUAUAAAAACCUCACCUGUCCUCCAGGAAAAUUAAGGCUUUUAUGGCAUGGGAAAAGCAACAACAAAUAUAAACACUGAUGCACAGACAUUUUUCAAAAGAAAUCAUGUAUUCUAAUUCUAAGUUUUUUUCUGGUGCUUCGUGGUGAGCUUUCUAUUCUGGUGAUGUGAGAAUCCAUCAGUUUUUUUUUACUUUUCCCCCCUUCAACCAGCAGACCUGUGCAUUUCUGAGACUCUCAGCACACAUACUUUGGACACAUUUGUGUAACACCAGCAACAGUAAGGUCUCUGACGUCUGUCGGUUAAAUGUGAGAGACAACAUCAGUCUCAGCACAAACACACAACUACACUGACCCAGUAUGAUUACAGCAUGUGACCAUCUGUUAUUUGUUUUAUAUGCUCUCAUGGCCUUCUUUGUACAAAUCAAAUCUAAAGAUUGUAAUGGUUUUUAAGACACAGGUGAAGAGAUUGAAGAAUGCAUUGACCAUUUAGUGUCUUUGAGAUAUGGUAAUAUUGUUUGACCCUCCCAUAGAAAUGUUAUUCUUUACAUUGCUAUGAUCUGUAGCUCUCGUUUUCUGCGCUGUGACAUCAGUUUUAAAAAAAAACAGAAUCUAUAAGAAACUGUCAGUUAACUCCCUUAGAUUAAAUCUAAUCUUUUUAACUGGAACAAAUGUGGCCUAUGAAUAACUGAUGUGGUGAAAUGAUAUCUGAUGACUGAUCAAAUGUUGCUACUCAAUCAUAUCUUACACGUGAGCUGUGAAGAGUGGAGUUUGAUGUCAGAUGGAGGGAUGCAGUGGAGGACAAUGUGAUAUUAUAAUGUGUAUGUUCUUCCUCUGUCACUGUCUCUGUGAGAUUUGCAGGUGUCUCUGCAAACUUGUACUAUGUAAAUAAACAUCCUAAUAACAAGAA
This is a messenger RNA of Carassius auratus (goldfish), 8103 nucleotides long. Its product is annotated as immunoglobulin superfamily DCC subclass member 4-like. Gene Ontology annotation, biological process: cell-cell adhesion. Gene Ontology annotation, molecular function: protein binding. The record is from RefSeq and is a predicted model, not a curated record. Lineage: Eukaryota; Metazoa; Chordata; Actinopteri; Cypriniformes; Cyprinidae. The coding region runs from base 378 to 4136 and encodes 1252 amino acids. The transcript has 20 exons.